AUGAAGCUUUAGGAUAUAAACAUUUCCUAAGAGCCAUUUUUAUUGACUUACCAUCAUGUUCUAAUAUUUAAUUAUUUCAUCUAUGGUUCAUUAGAUAUUGUCAGAGCAGGACAAUUAGGGUAAAACAUGAACUGCUAAUCACUAGGUAAAAGGUCGAUAUUCUUGAUAUGCUGAUUUGAUUGAUUCAGCUUUGGAUUUAGUGAGAAAAGAGGCAAAAAAUUGCGAUAAUUUUUAAGGAUUUUAAACUACUAAUUCUUUUGGUGGAGGUACAGAAUCAACGAGAACAUUAUUUAAAGUAGGAUUUCCAUAUAGAAUGUGGCAAUAUUCUCCACUAUUGAAUUGUUUAAAGAUAUAACUAUUUUUUUAUUUUAAAUUAUUAAAUUUAAGUGUAAUUUCAAUAAUACAGUGAUUGAACCGAUAAUGCAGUAUUACGAACUAAGUAAGGGAUUGAAUAACGGUGAUGAUUAUUGA
This is a messenger RNA of Paramecium sonneborni, 471 nucleotides long. Lineage: Eukaryota; Ciliophora; Oligohymenophorea; Peniculida; Parameciidae. The record is from the annotation of a GenBank genome assembly.